AUGGACUCCCCAUGGCAAGCAGAAGAGCUAACAAUCCCCAAAUUCCACGAACUACUCCGUAAAGACCCCUCCAAUGGCCCAAGGCUAGUAAAGAAAUACCUCUCAGCAAUCACCCAGCACAACGGGACCCUCAAAGCCCUCAUCAGCAUAAACAGCACAGCCCUAGAAACCGCUCUCCAAAAAACCACCACAACACUCACCUACAACCAAACCAACAACCCUUUCCCAGCCCUCCACAGCAUCCCCCUAAUCCUAAAAGACAACUACAGCACAACCGACCAACCAACAAGCGCCGGCGUGCUCGCCCUGCAAAACCUAAAAACAACCACCGACAGCGCCGUCGUCGCGCACCUCCGCGCCGCAGGCGCAAUAAUCCUCGCCAAAGCUAACCUCCACGAAUUCGCCCUCCAAGGAAUAACCCGCUCCUCGCUCGGCGGGCAAACCCUGAACCCGCACGACAAGACCCGCACCCCGGGCGGAUCCUCUGGCGGGACCGCCGCGGCGCUAGCGGCGGGCUUCGGGCUGGUCGGGUGCGGGACCGACACGAUGAACUCGCUGCGCUCGCCGGCGUCCGCGUGUGGGGUUGUGGGGUUCAGGCCUUCGACGGGGAGGGUCUCGUGUGUGGGGAUUGUGCCUGUUUCGCGGACGCAGGAUGCGGCGGGGCCGAUGGCGGGGUGUGUUGGGGAUGUGAGGAUUUUGUAUGGGGUUAUGAAGGGGCCGGAUGGGGAUGGUAUAUCCUCUUUGGGGGUAGAUGAAGGGUUACCUCGGAGGGAGGAUCGACAGGUUCGGAUUGGAAUCUUGGAGGCUUAUUUCCAGCCUGAAAUCUGUACAGAUGAAUCGGAAUCGGAAGCGGAAGCGGAGUAUCUCGCCGAGAACGAGAUCGUGCAGGAUGUUAUCCGCUCGAGUUUGGAUUCGAUACAGGAACACGAUGCGGAUAUCAUCUUCGUGCCUAUCGCCCCGUCCAGUCAUCCGGACUGGAGUCCUGAAACCCUGUUCGCGAAUGGCGAUACACAGGCUUUCGAGUUCAAGCACUACCUAGACGAGUUCCUGCAGUCGCCGCUGGUUUCGUCGAUACCGCACCGAUCUCUGGAAUCCAUUGCCCAGAGCGGCGAGUUCGAUCCUCAUGCCGUGACGCAUGUUUUCUCUGCGGCAUUGGAAGAUCCAGAGAGGUUUUCGCUGACGAGCGAGGCGUACCGAAGUCGACUGGAGUAUAUUGCUGCUCUCAAAGAGUCUGUGGCGGAAUGUUUUGAUAGAUACGAUAUCGACGCGCUGGUGUAUCCGCACCAGAGACGGCUUCCUGUGAAGAUUGGUGCGAAGAAGCAGUCUGGGCGGAAUGGUGUUUUGGCUGCGUUGACGGGGAGGCCUGCUAUUUGUAUUCCCGCUGGGCGGAGUCCUAAAACUGCGUCUGCUGCGCUUGGUGUUCCAGUUGGGUUGGAGCUGAUAGGCCGGCGUUGGGGAGAUGAUGAAUUGCUUGAUAUUGCGGAGCGAGUUGAGGGGAUUAUUAAGGGCAGAGUGGUACCUGUUAUUCAUUGA
This is a messenger RNA of Penicillium roqueforti, 1533 nucleotides long. Its product is annotated as amidase. The transcript is spliced from 2 exons. The coding region runs from base 1 to 1533 and encodes 510 amino acids. The record is from RefSeq and is a predicted model, not a curated record. Lineage: Eukaryota; Fungi; Ascomycota; Eurotiomycetes; Eurotiales; Aspergillaceae.